This is a messenger RNA of Talaromyces stipitatus ATCC 10500, 246 nucleotides long. RefSeq lists its product as uncharacterized. The record is from RefSeq and is a predicted model, not a curated record. NCBI's taxonomy places the organism in Eukaryota, Fungi, Ascomycota, Eurotiomycetes, Eurotiales, Trichocomaceae. The coding region runs from base 1 to 246 and encodes 81 amino acids. The transcript has 2 exons.
AUGCAAAAGAUUUCAAAGACUACCGUUAAUGGUGUUGCUCCUGGUGGUACUGUGACGGACAUGUUCCAUGCCGUGUCACAUCACUACAUCCCUAAUGGAGAGAAGUUUUUGGCUGAGGAGCGUCAGCAGAUGGCUGCUCAUGCGUCGCCAUUGCAUCGGAAUGGCUUCCCUGAGGAUGUUGCUCGGGUGGUUGGAUUCUUGGUUAGCAAGGAAGGGGAUAGUUUGGAAAGUAAGUACCUAGUCUAG